AGUUGCGCUUUGAGAGUAGUUGGAUGAGAGAAGAUGUGCGCGGUUGAAAGCGAGGAGGCGCAACGGAAGGAAGGCGACGAUGGGGUGGGCGCCGUUUCGUUCGCCGUGGAUCAUUUGGUGCUGGAUGCGGGCGCGUUUCUGAAGCGCCAGAGCGUGGCGAGUCUGGGGCGUCGCUUUUACACGGUCGCGGAGGUGCUGAGCGAGGUUCGAGACGAGGAGUCUAGGGGGUGGUUGGACGGCUUGCCGGGGGGGCUCAGGGUCAGAGAGCCGAGCGCGGAGGCCUACGCGGCGGUGGUGAGGUUCAGCAGGCUGACGGGGGACUUUCCGGUGCUGAGCAAGGCCGACUUGAAGGUGCUAGCGCUGACGUACAUGUUGGAGAGUGAGACGCACGACGGAUCGGCGAGUCACCUGAGAGAGAGGCCGCUGUCAAUGGAGGAAAGGGCGGAGAGCUCGCGCAAGCAGGGCUUGGAAAGUCUUCCGGGAUUCGGCGAGUUCGACGCGGACGGAGAGGAAGGGUGGAUCAAGGACACGAAAAAGUCUGAGUGCAGCUGGGUCGCUGAGUCCGCGCGAUCGGACGGCGUAUUGGUUUCGUGCCUGACCCUGGACUACGCCAUGCAGAACGUCAUUUUGCAGAUGGGCAUGCAUUUCACGACGUUGGAUGGCGCUCAGAUUCACUCGCUGAGACAGUGGACCCUACACUGCUUUGCGUGCUCUCGGAUUUGUCGGGACAUGCGCAAGCUGUUCUGUCCGAGCUGCGGAAACAACACCUUGAGAAGAGUCCAGUUCUACGUGAAUCAAGACGGGGGAGUCAAUCUAAUGCUCGACAACAAGAUAUCAGUUCGCGGCACUCGAUACCCCAUUCCGAAGCCGAAGUCCGGAAAGCACGCCAAGAACCUGAUUCUCUCGGAGUGCCAGCUCCCCCGCUGGGUGGGAAACUCGUCCCAGCGCCGGACCAUCGACGACGCGUUUUCGGUCCAGUCCAACCCAAGUCAGAAGGUGGUGGUCGGAUACGGGAAAAGGAAUCCAAACGUGGCCAAAAGGCGAGUCGGCAAAAAAAAGAGGUAGCGGCGAGGAAAAAUGUAUUUCUCUAUUUUCUUUUUUUUUUUACAUAGCGCCGCGCGAGCCGGGUCGCCCUCCGCGAAACCGACGCCGCGCAGGUGCGUCUUUCCUUCCCCGAGGGCGCAGUCGGGGAAGUCCAAUCGCUCGCCGAAGGCACCUUCAGGAAAAAAAAGGUAACGACGAAAAA
Schistocerca gregaria is the source of this 1246-nucleotide messenger RNA. RefSeq names its product RNA-binding protein NOB1-like. The coding region runs from base 34 to 1065 and encodes 343 amino acids. The transcript has 3 exons. Gene Ontology annotation, cellular component: preribosome, small subunit precursor. Gene Ontology annotation, molecular function: RNA endonuclease activity. Gene Ontology annotation, biological process: maturation of SSU-rRNA; ribosomal small subunit biogenesis. NCBI's taxonomy places the organism in Eukaryota, Metazoa, Arthropoda, Insecta, Orthoptera, Acrididae. The record is from RefSeq and is a predicted model, not a curated record.